AGUUACACAAAGUUGGCUGGCUAGUUGUGCUUACAUUUUGUGUUCAUUGAGUGAGUAAUAUAUAAAUAGCUUCAGACUUCAGAGGAAUCAUCUUUCAGUUUCUCAAGUUCUGGCUUCAGAUAAGACUUGGUCUUGGUCAUUCAUUUCUCAAGCAUAAACAUAAUAAAGAGUUCAACUUUCUGGCAGUGUAUAUAUAAUCUGCCACUCUUGAUUUACAAUGUAGUGGCCAUGGUUUCUAUUCCAUCUCUUGUCAAUUUUAUUUCAAGAACUAUGUCUUCGAAUAAAGAUAAGAGUUAUGGAAAGGAUGAUGAUGCAAGGAAAGUUGUGGAAGCAAUGGCAAAGGAAGCAAAGAAGAAUGAAAUGUUGUUGAGUUCAUCUGGAAUUGUAAAGUCUGACAAGUCCAACAAUUUUUCCUGUGUGUUCACUAAAAAGGGUCAGAAAGGAUUCAAUCAGGAUUGUCUUAUUGUUUGGGAGGAAUUUGGAUGCCAAGAAGACAUUAUUUUGUGUGGAGUUUUCGAUGGACAUGGACCUUGGGGACACUUUGUAUCUAAAAGGGUCCGAAAAAUGUUACCAAAAUUUUUGCUCUUCAAUUGGCAGGAAAAUCUGGCUGAAAAAUCACUUGACCUGAGUUUUAAGAUGGAAACAGACAUGAAUCUCCAUGAGUAUGAUAUAUGGAAGCAGUCGUACAUAAAGACUUUUGCGGCAAUUGAUCAGGAUCUAAAGCGGCAUACUGGAAUUGAUUCAUUUCAAAGUGGAACUACAGCUUUGACAGUUAUCAAACAGGGUGAAUAUCUCAUUAUAGCAAAUGUUGGUGAUUCUAGAGCUGUCUUAGCAACUACUUCAGAGAAUGGCACAUUGACUCCUAUUCAGCUUACCACUGACUUGAAGCCAAAUUUACCAAAUGAAGCAGAGCGCAUAAUGGAAUCAAACGGAAGAGUGUUUUGUAUGGAAGAUGAACCAGGAGUAUAUAGAGUUUGGAUGCCAAAUGGUAAGAGUCCAGGACUAGCAAUAUCAAGAGCAUUUGGUGAUUAUUGUGUAAAAGACUUUGGACUAAUCUCAGUACCAGAUGUGACACAAAGAAAACUCACUACUAUGGAUCAAUUUGUCAUCUUAGCAACAGAUGGGGUAUGGGAUGUUAUUUCCAACCAAGUAGCUGUGAAAAUUGUUGCUUCAACACCAAAUAGAGAAAAAGCAGCUGAUAGGCUAGUGAAAUGUGCAAGACAUGAAUGGAUAAGUAUUUCUCUAGCUUUAGGAGAGGCUGUUUAUAAACUACACUUGAUUGUGAUUUUAUGUCUUAGAACACUUUUGAAGAGCGAAUAUAUAUGCUUUUAUAGCAAAAUGUAUGAACUUGUACCAGUUACUUGGCACCACAUGAAUGAAGGUUGAUGCUCUCUUGAGAAUGGAUUUUACCUUAAACCUUUA
Molecule: messenger RNA, 1422 nt
Organism: Medicago truncatula (barrel medic)
Lineage: Eukaryota; Viridiplantae; Streptophyta; Magnoliopsida; Fabales; Fabaceae
Product: probable protein phosphatase 2C 34
Exons: 7
Coding region: 229-1386 (385 amino acids)
Biological process (GO): protein dephosphorylation
Molecular function (GO): protein serine/threonine phosphatase activity
Source: RefSeq, a predicted model, not a curated record